This is a messenger RNA of Entrophospora sp. SA101, 447 nucleotides long. The record is from the annotation of a GenBank genome assembly. Lineage: Eukaryota; Fungi; Glomeromycota; Glomeromycetes; Entrophosporales; Entrophosporaceae.
AUGUUCGGUAAAAAAAAGAAACCAAGGCAACCAUUAGAGCCAACUAAUUCUACUCCUUCACAUAGUCAGCUUAGACCUGCAAUAAAUUCACCAACCUGCUCACAAUAUCCUCCUCAACAAAACUAUCCACAGUAUCCUCCUCAAAGAACUCAAUCUCCCGAAGCACCUCAAAAUCAUCAGGAUAAUUCAAUAAUUCGCCAGCAUAAAAGAAAUCAAUCUUCUUCUGACUACUGUAGUUCUAAUACAACCUCCUUUUCCGAUAGUGCAAGUUCUACACGGUAUAGUUCUGAAUCAUCUUUCAGAUCAUCUGGUGCUUUCUCUCCAAGUGAAAUACAGGCAUGGGCUGGAAAUUAUUAUAAAGACGCCUUCUCAAAACAAGAUUCUUCACGACCUCCUGAUGAAGAAGUCGAAGAGUUAUUCUUUGAGUUAUUGGUGUUUAUUAAAUAA